AUGCUUCGAAAACAUUUCAUCGUUUUCCCAUUUCUUCUCUUUUGGAACCAUCACUUGGUCGAGUCACUUUCAGUCACCUCUAAAAAUGCAACCGAGGCGUUGUUACGAUGUCCACCGGCUGAAAGUUUUAUCAGAACACAUAUGGCUCCGGAUUUCGAAACUCCUCGAUUAGUCCGUCGACUCGAUUGGUUUCAAGAUGACUCAUUGGUAGCAAGUUAUCAGCAGGGACAUGUAGAAGGUGUUGAAAAGGAGUUGGAGAAGAAGAAGAUUGGAUUAGACAUGCCACACAUUUCCGUUGAUGGACACCAGAACUUCCAUUCGUUUUUGAAUUCUUGGGAUAAGAAAAAGGAGAAGAUGGUCUCGUUGAAUAUAGGACGUCUCGCCGAUUCAUCUCGCCAAUGGUGGGUUGCAGACGGUCGUUAUCAACUAAUCCGUCCAUUCUACACCCUUCGAGUCUCUCCUGUGACUCCCGAAGAUUCUGGAACGUAUCGAUGUCGUCUGGAAACUGAUCCAUUAUUUUCAUCUCCACAGAGCACGGCUACACAAGAACUUGCAGUCAUGGUUCGACCAGUGGCGCCGUCUUCUCCGGAAAUCAAAUCUUUUACCAAUCGUUCAAUCACACUCGUCUGGACUCACAAUGCUGCCAGAGCACAUCGGCCCAUUCUCCGAUUUUCCGUAUCGGUUAGAACGGUACCUUUUGCUUCAUACUGUCCACCAAGCAUUGUUAAUUUCAGAUUCGUAAUGGCUGCCCCUUCCAACGCCACUACUGUAAUUGUUGACAAUUUAUCUCCAUAUACACUUUAUGCAUUCUCGGUCCGCGCUGAAAAUUCGGCUGGAUCAAGUGAUUUCGGACCAGAAACCACAUUCCGAACACUAGGAGAACCUCCAAAUAGAGCUCCUCAAAUUCAGAAAAUACGGAAUGUGACAUCAGAAUGCGUUGAAGUCACUGUAACUCCUCCAGAUGAAAUGAACGGAGAAUUGGAAAAAUAUUUGGUUUUGAUUCAAGCUGUCAAUGAGACAAAUCCUAGAAAAAUGACAUUUGAUAAACCAACAUCAACUCCAUUAACAAUUUGUGCACUGACACCAUCAUCAGAAUAUGCUUUGGCAAUAGAAGCAGAUAAUGGAUUUGGAACAAGUCCUCAAGCAACAUUGGUAUUCCGUACAGAAGACUCAGUACCGAAUUGGUCUCCGAGUACAAUUAAAACAACGCCAGUAGUCGGGAAGCCUGAAAUCAUAGUACUCUGGCUAGCUCCACCGAUGAAUGCAACCGAGAAAGUGGUCAAAUAUCAUUUGUAUUAUAAGGCAAAUAAUGAAGAUCAAUGGAAGAUAGAGCAUCUGAAUGUGAAUCCAAAUGAAGUAAAAUCGAAAAUGUUCAAAUAUCGACUAGUGGAUCUUAAUCCAAACACUCUCUAUCGUAUUCGUGUAUCUGCCUCAACAUCAAAAGGAGAAGGAAGCCAAAGUGCAGAUAGUCUCGCUCAAACAGAUGUUGGAGAGCCUGGAACUGUCAUUUUCAAGGAUCUCAACUUUGAUUGUAAAAAUGGAGUAAAACUUAGUUGGAACUAUGAACCAAGUGUCAACUCGAAAAAGUCGCCAACCUUCACUGUAAAAAUAACAAAUCAGACGACAUCUCUCCAAUUCAACACCACUCGCCAAACUCUGGAUAUAAUUGAUCUCUCCCUUUAUGACGAGUAUUCUCUGCGAAUAAUUGUUUUGGAAAGGAGCACAAUCGACAAUACCACAAUUCUGAUUGGAAAAUACAGCGACAAUCAUAGAUUCAUAUUGAAAGACAAAUGUGCUUAUCAAAGUUCAUUCUGUUCUCCAGGAGAAAAAUGUGCGAAAUUGACAUCAUCUGCAGCGAAUCCACAGUAUAUUUCGGUGCUGAUUGUGAUUUUUGCUAUCAUAAUUUUUGCAUUCAUCUGUUUUAUCAUUGUUCAUUUUGCACGUGGAUCUAUGAAUUUCAAACAUCUUCUGAAGAAAAAAGAGAAAUGUGUAUAUUUGGAAGAGAUCAGCCCUCUGGUAUACGGUAGGCUUAACAGGUCGGACAUGAUUUCAAUGAAAUGUUAUUGUUUAGAUUCCGCUGGUCAAGAAGACAUUCCAGUGGAGUUGUUCUAUGGAUAUGUGGAAGAUCUCAAUCGAAACGAUGCGUUGAAAUUCAAAACACAGUUCCAAAUAUUGGAAACGCAGACAUCGGGAAUUGAUCAGGCGGAUUCUGGAGAAUCGACGUCAUCAGCAGAUGAGAAUUCACAAAAGAACAGAUACAACAAUAUAGGAGCAAUGGAAGCGACGAGAAUUAGACUGAAUUCACCAACAGGAAAUGAUUAUAUCAAUGCAAACUAUGUUGAUUCAUGCAACGAACGCAACGCAUACAUUGCAACACAAGCACCCCUUCCAUCUACUUUUUCGGAUUUUUGGAGUAUGAUUUGGCAGGAAAGAAGUAAUGUUAUUGUCUGUAUCACCAAUAUGGUUGAAGAUGGAAAGGUAAAAAAAGGCAUGUCUUAUUUCCCAAAUUCUAUUUUCCGUUUUCAGAGAAAAUGUGAUCAGUACUGGCCAUCAGUUCCAGACUCCCCACAGAACUUCGGAAACUAUCAAGUGACGCUUAUAUCUGAAUCCACUAACGCACACUUCUCCCAUCGAGUACUCGAUCUUAAAAUAGCAAAAUCAGUUCCUGCUGCGGAGAGAAAAAUACAUCAGUUACAUUUUGUGGGAUGGCCAGAUCACGGAGUACCUUCUUCUGUAUUUCCACUCUUGAAUUUCAUUCAUUACGCAUCUGACAUACAUUCUACUGGUCCAGUUGUUGUGCAUUGCAGUGCUGGAGUUGGUCGUUCUGGUUCUUAUAUUCUUGUGGACAGCAUGAGAAGACAUUUGAUCAGUUUUCGAAGGCUCAAUGUACAAGGACAUCUGACUCAUAUGAGAAGGCAGCGAGCGAAAUUAGUUCAAACUCUGGAACAAUACAUAUUCUGUCAUGAAGCGAUUCGACAACUGAUUCGACAUGGAAUCACGCGGGUGCAUUCGGAUCUAUUUAUGAGAUAUUUGCAUUAUUUAUCAGAAGAGAAUCUGAACGGGAAGACAAGAAUGCAGUUACAAUAUGAGGAUGUAUGUGAAUGCAAACAUCAGCCUCGAUGUCUCAUAGACUCGGAUGUUCUCACUCUUCCUGGAUAUCAUCGAUCUGAUGAAUUCAUGGUGGGAUCUUGGAGUCAUGAAUGUGAAGAACUAUGGAAGUUGAUUUGGAAACGAAAAGUCCAAACUAUUGUUGUACUAAAUCAACGGGAUUCAUUCUGGAGGAAACUUCAUUUAUGUGAAGAUAUUCAGUUACAACAUGGCGACAAUUUCGUUUUAAUGCAAAGGGAAGAUCAACAACUUUGUGUUCGAAUUAUGAAUGUGGCAAGAUCAGAUCUAGAUGCAGAUUUUUGGAGGGAAAUUGAGAAUGUGCAGAAACAAAGAAUCACUUAUCAUGAUGCCCCAUUACUCAUCCUUGCUCAGAAAUUCCCUCCAAACGCAUCAUCUCCAACGGAUAGUACAUCCACGCUAUCCCUUUCAAUGUUAUUUAAUGAUGAUUCAUCUCUUGCAUUCAGUAUUUGUGCAGCAACAACAUUAGCGUGCCAAUUGGAAACUACGGGUUGUGUUGACGUGGUACAAGUUCUUUCAUCUUAUACUGAAAUUCAAUGUGGUAUUUUCUCCUCAAAACAAGAAAUCGAGAUAAUCUACGAAAAGAUAUCGCAGCUGGUCGAAGGAACUCGUGUCUGA
Molecule: messenger RNA, 3744 nt
Organism: Caenorhabditis briggsae
Lineage: Eukaryota; Metazoa; Nematoda; Chromadorea; Rhabditida; Rhabditidae
Exons: 15
Coding region: 1-3744 (1247 amino acids)
Biological process (GO): protein dephosphorylation
Molecular function (GO): protein tyrosine phosphatase activity; protein binding
Source: RefSeq, a predicted model, not a curated record